AUGUAUCGCCCAAAGCUGCAGAACGUUGGAAAUCUCGGCCAGGUCACCCUGCUGCUGCUGAUCACACUGCUUCCUCCGAUUCAGGGACUACUCCUCUAUCCCGCCUCAACGGUCCUCCAGAUCACCUCCUCGAUCUCCAUACCCGCCGACCUGCCCACCCGCACCAAGGUCUUCAUGGACAUGGGAUUCCAGAUGAACUACAACCUCCCAGCCACGGUGUCCGCCUUCUAUAACUCCACCAUCUGGGCGGAUGAGCUGGCCCGCAGGCAAAGGCGGCAGUUGGACAAUGGAAUGGAUACAAACAUUCAGGAGUUGGACUUGGAGGCUGGCAUGCAUCCGGCUGACUUUACGGCCGGUCAACUUUAUGCGGGUCUGGAGCACAUGCUGGAGUCCUACGGCUUCCACAGAUCCUGCCUCCUGCGGAGUGUCUGCGAGUUGGCUCUCCAUCCCUUUGCCGAGGACCACUACUACGGAGUGGUCACUCAGGUCAUCACCUUCCUGCUCACACCCUCCCAACACGAAGGCUUCACCGAGGACGAGCGGCUUUAUAGGGAAAGGUAUGAAAAAGCGGAGCAGAUUGGCUUCCUCGGAGGCCAAUGCCACCUCUCAUAUCCCCGCUGUGAAACAGAUAUCAUAAACUUGGCCACCCGACUGGUCAGAUGA
Molecule: messenger RNA, 663 nt
Organism: Drosophila ficusphila
Lineage: Eukaryota; Metazoa; Arthropoda; Insecta; Diptera; Drosophilidae
Exons: 2
Coding region: 1-663 (220 amino acids)
Source: RefSeq, a predicted model, not a curated record